AUGGAUGAUGCUUAUUCUCAUUAAGCUUCAACUCCCACGGAUCGAGAUCGCAAAUCCAACCUGGAAACCAUGAGGAAUGAGAACAUGAACUUUGUUGAUCCCUAGCUCAAACGACGUGAUAGUGGAGUACUACAAAAAUCAGUACCUAAUUUUAUUAUGGCUAAAGAUAAGCGAGUGGAUUGGAUCGUUACUUUCUGGAAAUCGAAUCAUGGUUGGAUGAGGAUAAGACUCUCCACACCAACACCCCCUUGGUUCUGGAGGCAGAUGAUGGCAUCGGCAAGAAAACGCUUUUAGUCAAAUGGAUGGAGUAUCAUGCCAGGAAUAAAAAAGGAGUAAGACUAUGGUGAAUAAUAGCGAUAUCCCGAUUUCAUCAUUCCCCACUUUGCCACCUAAUCAGGCAAAAAUAGCAAUUAUUAUUAUGCCAUCUAUAGAAUCCUCAUUAAAUUGAGAGAAGCCCUCAACAUCAAACAGAAGGUAGAAUUGCUAGAGGAGAAACUCAGAAGAUUUUUCCAAUAUUGGCUAGAAAUUUGCAGCAGAUAAUUGGACUAACAAAUUAUCAAUGGAGCCCCAAUCAUUUAUGAUAAAGUCAUCCUAGUGUUUGAAGGCAUCGACAAUUUCAGAGAGCUACUUGACAUGCAUCGAGAAGCCAAUGUCAAUUUUUGGUUGCCCAAAUACUUCCCCACCAAUAUAAAAGUCAUUGUAACUGCUGAGAGGUAAUCAGCCUCGAUGAAAUUGUUGAAGCCUGAUUGUCAAGUAAUACCCAUUGUGUCUGACAAAACAGUCAUGAAAUAGACAGUCAAUCACCAUUUGGGGAAACAUCUACUUAUUUAAAAUCCUUAAAAUCUUUUGGACAUAUUCAUUCAACUAAGUUAUAAAGUGAGAAAUCAGCCAGUUUUUGUCAGAGCCUACUUUUCAGUCUUCAUUCCAUAUCCCUCAGAAGGAGUUGUGGAAGAAAACGAAAUUGAUUAAAGAAUUGUUGAACAAAUACUGUAACCGCUCACUUUGAAUCACUUCAAAUCUAUGAAAAUAGUGGAGGAUCUAUUCGCAUUCCAAUUGGAUUACUUUUCGAAGGUUAAUAUCAUGGAAAUUGCUAAAUUUAGAAGAGUUCUAUUAGUCUUAUCUCUAACUCAAAAAGGAUUGACAUACCCAGAAAUUGAGAGUGUUUGUAACAUCACUAUCAAAGAAUGGAAAUUGUUUCUAGUUUUCUUCAAAGUGUACAUCAUGAAACACAAAGAUUUAUGGAUUAUUCACAAUGAAAUCUUUAAAAAAGUAGUCAUCAAUACAUACUAUGUUGACAUCAAGGAAGUCUUAGAAUUGCAUGACAAUAUCGCCACAACUAUUGACAAGAUUACUCCCAAUUCCAUCAGAAAAUUGGAAGAAUAAACUUUCCAAUUAUUUAGUGCCAAGAAUUACUUCUCUUUAAAAGAAGUCAUAAGCAUUAUUGAGAACUUUUUGCUUCUUUUUAAUCCUUCAAACAAAUAUGAUCUGUGUCGAUAUUGGUAAUCCCUUGAGGAGAAUGGAUUCGAUCCUGUAUUAGAAUACAAUAAAGCAGUUGAAGGCUUCUAAAUUCAUUAUCAUCCAUCAUCAGAAGAUAUGUUCAGGAUCAUUAUUUAGAUUUCACGGUUUCUCAAAGAAUUUGGGGAUUUUGAAACUAGAAACACUCCAGGUUUUAGACAUCCCCCAAUCAUUGGAGUAUUGAGUGAUUUAUACGAUAUUGGAUUAUUGUAAGAAAUACUCAAGUUGGAUCUUUAUUACGACAAAGCACCUGAAUUGAAGGAGUUUGAUCCAGCCAAACAUUUAAAGCGUGUUGCUAAACCGAAAACAGCUCCUGUGCUUUCCAACAUGGAAUCACUCAAUGUGGAAAUACAAUAGAAUAGAUAAUUGAUCAGAACACAUUAUCUCUCUUUGCUAUCUAAACCUAUCGAGUAAACAGAAAAUGAGGAAGACCAGCCUUAGAGUUUGGAUGAAUUGGCUGAGGAAAUUAAUAACAGACUAAGAAAGGUCAUUUAAUAAAAGGAAGAGAAUCUUUCCCAAGAUGUAAUGUAAACAGGUGAACGAGAAUCUACCGAUUACUAUUAUAAGAGAUGGAUUUGGAUACAAUUCCCAUGGGCUUGCACUAGUAUCGACAAGAACUGUGACUACUCUACGGUUAUCAAAUAGUGUUUCUCAUCUGCAACAGAUUACAUGAGUGUUGAGGAUGAGAAUGCAUUCACAGAGUCAGCACUUAAAAUAGCACUUGAAGCCAAAAGAAAACGAAAGGAGAUGUACGAACAAAAGUAGGAACAAGAAACUCGUUUACAACUUAUCCCCUAGGUUCCCGUGCUAUAGUAGAAGGGAUAGGAAGAGGUCUUGAAAAAGCAAAAGAGAGAAUAAAUAGAAUUUAGUACAAUUUCAAGUUCAAGAUACAAUAGAUCCUCUGCUGUUACCUUGCCUCCAGUAUCUAAUAGGAGUGCUGUCAUAACGUAGGAGGAUGUACCCAAUGACAAUCACAGGAACAAUUAGAUGUUCAUCACUUCGGAUUUCACAGAUUCAAAUUAUCUUAAUGAGGAAUCAAAAACAAUUAAGUUAAAUUAAUCUUCACGUGCACUCAAUGUGAUGAAAUAAAAAAGUAAAAUGAGGUAGUUUUCUUCCAAUUCAUUAUCUCAUGAGGUCUACAAAAUUACUGAAAUAUUUCCCAUUGUGAAGGGGAAUAUCCAAUAGCAUUCAACAGCUCAAUUAAAUUUGCUUCAGAAUCAGGCUAAGAUCAUGAGAUAAAAAUUGAAUUAAAUCAUCUAUGACAACUUAUAGUUGGCUCAAACCUAUAAGAUGUUAAAGAUCAUGGAUUUCAAUAAGGGAUAUUUAAAAAAAGAACUUAAUAAUUUAGAAGGUUUGAAAUAAUAACAACAAGGUCUUAAAUUAUAAUUAGAACAAGCAGAAAAGCAAUUGAAGAAAUCUUGUAAGACUAAAAUAAGAAUUAAGAAGAUACUGAAGGUUUGUAGGGACAAUAAGCAACAAAAUGAAGAAUAUAUUAGACAUCUAAAUUAUUUAACACGCAACUUUGCUAAAUUGAUUAAAUUUGAAGAGUUAGAAAUUAAAAAGAGCCAAGAAAAUAUCCAAUAGGCUAAAAGACAAUUUGAUGAAUUUUUAAGGGUUUAUCGAUAGAAGAGAGAACAUUAAUCAACACUCUUGCUACAAAUAAGAAAUAGUUUAUAUGAAAAACAGCAUCUAGAUAAAAUAUUUUAAGUGAGUGAUUUGGAGAUUACUCAAAAGGCUAAUGCUUCUAUUGAAAAAUUGAAGAAACGAUUAAACAAAAAGGAUGACGAUACGAAAAACAAGAAAAACAAAGAAGCUUAGGAAAAGGAAGAAAAAUUACAAAAAGAAAAGCUUAUAAAUUUAGAGCAGUUGUAUUAAAAGAUUAAAGGAGUGUUUGACAUCAAAAACAGUGAUUAUAAUCUGAAAAAGGAGUUUAUAGAUUUUAUGGCAUAGAAGGAGAGGAAAAGUGAAUACGAAAUUCAAUUAUCUACAAGUAGAUAAUAAUUAAGUGAAGUUUUGGAAAUAAAUAGAAAAUUGAAUGAAUAGGCUAAGACAUAUUAGAGUGCCUAUAUAUCUCUUAAUGUGAAUUAAAAGGAAACAAAACCAGAAGAUUAAACUGAAGAAAAAAAAUAAGUUACCAAUAUUUAGUUGCAAGAGUUGUAACUUAAAAAACUUAUGGUUUUGGAAGCUCGAUUGUAAAGUUCAUUAGAUUUAAUUGCAAAGAAGUGCGGAGUGUAGGAGCAGGAUGUAUAUUACAUUGAUUUUAUUCAUAGAUUUCUACGAUGUUUGGGAUGA
Paramecium tetraurelia is the source of this 3807-nucleotide messenger RNA. RefSeq lists its product as uncharacterized. NCBI's taxonomy places the organism in Eukaryota, Ciliophora, Oligohymenophorea, Peniculida, Parameciidae. The transcript has 6 exons. The record is from RefSeq and is a predicted model, not a curated record.